CACGCUUUCUCUCGUGUGCUGCUGUUCUCUCCACACUUCAUCUCUUCUUUUAUCGCACAACAGCUCGUUAUUCUCAGUCACUCUUUCUGACAUAUUCGACUUUCAAUCACUAUGAAGUCUACUUUUGCCAUUGCGGCCGCUUUGGCCCCGUUGGCUUUUGCUCAGGGCACUCUUGAUGUCCAGCAGAUCAACAAUGCGCCAGCGCCGACUGCUACUGCUCCUCCGGAGGUGAACAGCGUUGAUAUGGCGGCUGUUGAGGCAUCGCUUUCUUCGGCGGUGUCUGCUGCCACUGCGACUGCUACUGCAGCACCAGCGAAGUUCCGUAUGGCUCGUGCCGCUGAUCCAACUUUCUGGUGGCCAGGCAAAGAUAACGACUGCAAUCCUUGGACCUGGUGGAAGCCAUGCCAGCCAAAAAAUCCUGGUCACCCAAAUCCGAACCCACAGCCAAACCCUCACCCCAACCCCAACCCCAACCCCAACCCCAACCCAAAUCCAAAUCCGAACCCAAACCCAAACCCCAACCCUCAGCCUCAGCCAAAGCCAGAUAAUGCGUGCCAGAUUCAAGAGCCUGGUGCUGGCCCAGCUAUCAGAGAUCCAGAUACUCCAGCUGCCUUCUUGAACAACCAACAGAUCAAGGACGCCGUCGCCAAGGCCUCGACCCCAAGCGGCUACAAGCAGGUCUUCCAGAACCUCCAGGCUGCGUACCAGGGCGCUUCUUACCUCACAUACAAGAACCUCGACUCGUACAGCCCAGAAGCUUGCGCCGCCUUCUGCAACAGCGAGAAGUGCAGCAGCUUUAACAUCUACUUUGAGCGUGCCCCAUCUGUCAACCCCAACACAGAUGCCAAGAACGAGACUGCCAACUGCCCCAACCCACCUUCAACCACCUACAUUCGCUGCGCCAUCUACGGCGCUGCCAUUGACGCCAAGGGAGCCACCAACAGCGGCCAGUUCCGUGAUCAGUUCCAAGUCGUUAUCGCAGGCUCCAACGGCUACACCAAGCCAGGCGCACCCAUCUCUUGCCCAGGCUACCAGACACCUAAGCCAUGUGACGGUGCCAUCGGCGACAAGGGCAAGGACUGGUGGCUCGGCGACAAGUUCUUCCCAGGUGGAUUCAACCCAGAUUUCUGCCGCAUCUUCGCCAAGGUCCAAACCGCGAAGAACAUUGCUGCUGCCAAGGCCAAGGGCUCCAAGAACUACUCUCCUUGCAACUCGUUCAAUGCCUUCGAGGUGUACGAGGAUGGCGAGAUGGUCGGAACGUACUGCAAGCUUUUCACUGAGAAGCUUCCAGUUGCGUGGGCCGAGUGGAAGAAGGAGAUUAUCUUUGGUAAGACUUGGGAGUGCAAGAACUCGUGGUUCUACGAUAUUAUCAACAAGGACUUCGGAAAGUUUUAG
Molecule: messenger RNA, 1395 nt
Organism: Cercospora beticola
Lineage: Eukaryota; Fungi; Ascomycota; Dothideomycetes; Mycosphaerellales; Mycosphaerellaceae
Source: RefSeq, a predicted model, not a curated record